UAUUAUAUAGUAAAGAAACAUAAGAGAAUUAGCGUUAAAGAUGUCAAAGCAAAUUGUGUUGAUGAUAUUGAUGGUUACAAUAAGUGUAAUGCGAGGGAUUCAAUGCAUGCAAUUGAAGGCAGGGAAUUGGGGUGUGAGUGUUAAGUCCGAGAAGGAGACAGUGACAAACCUUCAAUUCUAUUUCCACGACACACUCAGCGGACAAAAUCCAAGUGCCAUUCAGGUGGCUCAGCCACUUGACAAGAACAAGUCCACACUCACCAUGUUUGGUUCCAUCAUGAUGGCUGAUGAUCCCUUGACCGAAACGUCCGACCCAAAGUCUAAGCUCGUGGGCCGGGCGCAGGGUCUAUAUGGAUCGUCUUGCCAACAAGAAUUAGGCCUAUUGAUGGCCUUGAGUUUCUCAUUCACGGAUGGGCCUUACAAUGGGAGCUCGUUCGCGCUCAUGGGGAAGAACUCCGCCAUGAGCCCGGUUCGCGAGAUGCCCAUUGUAGGGGGCACCAGACUCUUCCGAAUGGCGCGUGGGUUUGCACUCGCCCAUACUGUCUGGUUGAAUCCCACCACUGGCGAUGCCAUUGUUGGCUACAAUGUCACCCUCGUCCAUUAAUAUGAAAAUUGAAAAAUAUGGUAUUGUAAGAUGUUAGAUUCGGUUGUGCACUUUUUGUUUAGCAUCACCAUUUGAUGAUAUCUUAUAUCGCUUCAGUUGAUUCAUCAAUAAAACUU
Molecule: messenger RNA, 720 nt
Organism: Arachis duranensis
Lineage: Eukaryota; Viridiplantae; Streptophyta; Magnoliopsida; Fabales; Fabaceae
Product: dirigent protein 23
Exons: 1
Coding region: 41-604 (187 amino acids)
Source: RefSeq, a predicted model, not a curated record